This is a messenger RNA of Rana temporaria (common frog), 1509 nucleotides long. Its product is annotated as PRKC apoptosis WT1 regulator protein-like. Gene Ontology annotation, cellular component: cytoplasm. NCBI's taxonomy places the organism in Eukaryota, Metazoa, Chordata, Amphibia, Anura, Ranidae. The transcript is spliced from 7 exons. The record is from RefSeq and is a predicted model, not a curated record. Gene Ontology annotation, biological process: apoptotic process; positive regulation of apoptotic process. Bases 161 to 946 code for a protein of 261 amino acids.
GCUGCAGGCUCCUCCUGUUGGGAUCACAGGGUUCUGCUCCUUUGGGAAGCAGUGUCUGAUCUGCACAGCUUCGGCCAGGGGGUCUCACUCCUCCCCCAGGGAGUUCCCACACUGCAGGCGGAAGCAGAGGAAUCCUCUCUCCAGCAAGGAGAAUUCAAAGAUGUCAAGAGAUGCUAAAUGUAACAGUUCAGAGCAAGUUCCAUUUAUGGAAGAAUGGAAGGCAAGAAGAGAGAGAAUAAGGUUACGCUCCUCAUCCUCCAGUCUUGGGAGCAAGUCCAUAGACAUCCAGGUCCAGCAAGAAGUGGAUCUGCAAUCCAAGUCCUGGUCUUUACACUCUGCUCAAGAUCAUGAGAAAGAUAUGGGAGGAAUAAAAGCGACGACAUCGUCUUUCAAAAUCCAGUCUUUAGUGACCGCAGAAGUUGAAUUUCAUGAGCCAGUCACUUCAAAAACCAAGGAGAAGAAAGGGAGUUCUCAGAAGAAACAUCGGACUCAGAUAGAGAAAAGGAAGCUACGGGAGAAGAGGAGACCUACUGGAGUAGUAAAUAUGUUUCCAUCUGAGGAUCCUGAUGAGAAUGAAGAUGUUAAAGAGAAUGAGGAACAUAAAGAGCAAGAUGUGGUCAUCCAGAGUCAGGAUUUGAGACUAUCUGAAGGAACUUGUGCAGAAAGGACAGAUGUUCAUGCACUUGGUUCUGCUCCAGACAGUAGGGAUAACAACCUGAAAGAAAGGCAGUCAUGGAUGGAGGAACUGCAGAAGGCAGUUAGAGGACAGAGACAAGAUAAUCUAAUAUUGACCUCCCAGCUGAAUGACAAGGAGGGAUCGCUGCUCCAGCUGCAAAUAGAACUGAAGACCUUGACUCAGAAAAUGAAGAAUGCCGGGGAUGAUAACGUGAAACUGAAAGAAGAAAACCAAAUGCUUCUUAAGAUGAUGGGCCAACUGAGCAGCUAAGACCAUGAGACCUCUCUCCAAAUGGUGAUAGAAAAGCUGUUCCUUCACCAGGUCCAAUAAUUCAGUUGGCAAUCUGGACAGGACUCUAAUGAAUUGAUGACUCUGAAGGGAAGACACACAGGCUGUAUGGUGAAUGAGCUGACCUGAGGAGAACCCGGGAGACUCUUGGAUAAAUGGGUUCAAUGAUGAUGUAGAAGAAAAUCAAAGUUGCUGCAAUUUCCAAAGUGCUGCUUUGUUUACACAUUUGCUAUUGAGGUUUAUUUAUUUUCACAGGGCUGUUGGUUUGUUCUUCUAAUUAUGAAGCAGUGCAUUGCAUAACAGUAUAGCGAGAACCUUUGCAUAAGCGUCAGCACAGACAGACUGUCCCUAAUGAUGGGGGUAACUGUACAAUCAUACUUUGUUGCUUUAGCAGUUAGGAUAUAGGCAGCAUGAGGUUUGCCUAAAUGCACCGAUUCGUAUGCCAUGUUUGUAUCUUCACAUUAACCGCUUAAAGGGGAGUUCCACCCACAAUUUCACUUUUUAAAUAUAAAUACCCCUGUAAUACACAAGCUUAAUGUAUUCUA